AUGGAAAUGUUGCUAGGGUUGAAAUUUCAUGAAAAAUUUGUGAACUGGGUGAUGUUAUGUGUGACUACUCCCAGUUAUUCUUUGAGUAUAAAUGGGCAAUUAUAUGGUUUCUUUCAAGGGAAGAGAGGGGUGAGGCAAGGAGACCCUAUUUCCCCUAUGCUUUUUGUCAUUGCUAUGGAGUAUUUUUCAAGGCUAAUGAAGAAAAUGCAGAAGAAAACUCAAUUUGAAUUCCACUAUAGAUGCUCUGAAUUGAAGUUGUCACACCUGAUUUUUGUUGAUGAUCUGAUGCUGUUUUGCAAAGGGGUGCCUCAGUCUGCAAUCAUGAUAAAAAGAGUGUUAAAAAUAUUCUCAGUUACCUCAGGCUUAUGUGCUAGUGCUGAAAAAACAGCUGUAUAUUUUGGGAAUGUGAAAGAGGAGAUUCAGAUGAGAAUUUUACAAGUUACUGGAUUUCAGAAAGGGCAAUUCCCCUUUAGAUACUUAGGGGUGCCUAUUACUUCAAAAAGAAUCUCCAAAGCAGAUUGUGAAGUGUUAGUGGACACAAUUCUGAAGAGACUAAUAUGCAUGAGCUCCAGACAUCUCUCAUAUGCAGGGAGAGUGACAUUGAUUAAUGCAGUCUUAAUAAAUUUACACACUUACUGGGCUGAAGUGUUUUUGUUGCCUAAAAGUGUCUUGGAAGCUAUAACAAGAAUCUGUAGAACCUAUCUAUGGGAAGGGAAAGUGUAUACCUCUAAACCCCCUCCAAUAGCAUGGCAGGAGGUGUGUUAUGCAAAAAAUAGGGGAGGCUUAGGGAUUAGAGAAUGCAUAAGCUGGAAUGUUGCUGCUAUUGGGAAAUAUGUAUGGCAAAUAACAGAAAAAGCUGAUUUAUUAUGGAUCAAAUGGAUCCAUUCAGUUUAUAUUAAGGAGUCAUCAUGA
Beta vulgaris subsp. vulgaris (sugar beet) is the source of this 912-nucleotide messenger RNA. RefSeq lists its product as uncharacterized. Lineage: Eukaryota; Viridiplantae; Streptophyta; Magnoliopsida; Caryophyllales; Amaranthaceae. The transcript has a single exon. The record is from RefSeq and is a predicted model, not a curated record. The coding region runs from base 1 to 912 and encodes 303 amino acids.